Messenger RNA from Rosa chinensis, 728 nucleotides. RefSeq names its product amino acid transporter AVT1J. The record is from RefSeq and is a predicted model, not a curated record. The transcript is spliced from 2 exons. Lineage: Eukaryota; Viridiplantae; Streptophyta; Magnoliopsida; Rosales; Rosaceae. Gene Ontology annotation, cellular component: plasma membrane. The annotation marks the transcript as partial.
UGUUAUUGUGCUCAUCCUGUGUUCCCUACCCUGUACACUUCUAUGAAAAACAAAAAACAGUUCUCCAAUGUUCUCCUUGUCUGCUUUAUAUUAUGCACCAUCUGUUAUGCAUCAAUGGCAGUUUUUGGGUACUUAAUGUUCGGGUCAACAGUUCAAUCGCAGAUAACUCUAAACCUCCCGACUAGCAAAAUUAGCUCACAAGUCGCAAUAUACACCACCCUGGUCAAUCCAAUAUCCAAAUUUGCUUUGAUGGUUACACCAAUAAUGAAUGCUGCAAAAAGAUGGUUUCCUGGUUACCAGAAUAAAAGAGUCUUUAACAUAUUAGUCAGUACCACCCUGGUAAUCAGCUGUGUUAUAGUAGCUUUGGCUGUACCCUUUUUCGCAUAUCUCAUGGCACUUGUUGGAGCGUUUUUGAGUGUCACAGCUUCAAUUAUAAUGCCAUGCUUUUGCUACCUUAAGAUUUCUUGCACUUAUCGAAAAAUUGGAUGUGAGAUGUUGAUCGUAUGGGGUAUUAUACUACUAGGUGCUGCGGUAAUCAUUUUUGGUACUUACACAUCUCUGGUAGAAAUAAUAGAGCAUCAGUAGAAGGCUACCCUUAUAUUUGUUACUGUAGUAAUUUUCUCGCUCAUUCUUGUUUCUUCUUAGGCUAGUCUAUUGUAACUGACUAGCUAGUGAGUUAUUAUUCAAGGAAAACUUAGCUUGUUACUAGCUGAAGCAGUUAACAUUUA